GGGAUGGGAGGAAUGGGAAUGGGGGGUAUGUAUCCUGGAAUGAUGGGAAUGGGCAUGGGACCUAUGAUGGGAGGAGGUUACGGGAUGCCGCGGUACCCUCCAGGAGGGUGAGGAAUUUUCUUGAACGCAUUGAAAGAGGUAAGCAGAGCAAUGCUCACCAACAGGGCGUAUGGAAUGGGAAUGGGUGGAAUGGGCAUGAUGGGAGGUUAUCCUGGAAUGGGAAUGGACCCAUAUAUGAACUUCGGUGCGCCUCCAGCCGCAAACUUCGUCGAUGACUUCCCCGAUGCGCACAGGAUAGAACAUGCUUACCGACAAUCUAUGCCAGAUAACUACGGUGUCGGUCUCGGAAUGUACGGCGGUCUCGGCGGUGGUAUGGGUAUCAACAACAUGCCCGGAAGUCAGAUGCUAUUAUAUGGUCGUGGAAUGUACCCGGGAUGGUACCAGUAAAUCAAGACGCGAACAGAAUAAAACGAGGUGUGAAGAUAUCGAUUUCAUCAAUGUAGUGCCAAUGACAAUGUACGUUUACGAGUAUCC
Messenger RNA from Tremella mesenterica DSM 1558, 534 nucleotides. RefSeq lists its product as uncharacterized. The transcript has 6 exons. NCBI's taxonomy places the organism in Eukaryota, Fungi, Basidiomycota, Tremellomycetes, Tremellales, Tremellaceae. Bases 151 to 447 code for a protein of 98 amino acids. The record is from RefSeq and is a predicted model, not a curated record.